AGAGGCAGCGAUUAUACUGAUCACAUACUACGUAGAGCUGUACGCUCAUGCAGCUUAUGCUGCUGCUGCUGCUGCCGCCGCCUGAGGAUGAGCCGGAGAGCGGGGACCAGUCACACGCGGGGAUGCGGGCAGAGGGGACGGCGCUCACCGCUCCUCCCACACCGGUGCACCCGGCUCUCGUAGCCUGCUUGAGGCUGCUGCAUCCGGGUUGUUCCCGGGAAGAGGAGGCCGCAGACUGUGACAGCGAUGAGGCCGCGGCCCUGAGUGACAGCAGAUGGCCGGGGACAUGGCAGGCGGCGGCAGGAAGAAACGGGUGCGAUUUGCACGGGCUGAGGACGAGCAGGCCGGGGAGGAGGAAGAGGACGAGGAGGACAUGCUGUGCGAGAAGCGGCCACCCAGCCUGGAGGAGGAUGGGAGCCUCAGGGGGGAAGCGGCGGACGAAGUGCGGCUGGUGCCCAGCGGCCAGAGAGGGAAAGGCGGCGGGAGCUCGUGUGUGGGGCUGCGGUGCCUGGUGACCAGCGUCUUGUGCGCUGCCUUCCUGGGGCUGGGAAUGGCCAUUUCUGUAUUAGGACCGACUUUCCAUGAUCUAGCUGUUAAUGUAAACAGCACUGUUGGAAACAUCUCCUAUAUUUUUGUGGGACGUUCCUUAGGAUACCUCAGUGGCUCUAUCUUGGCAGGUGUUCUUUUUGACCGAAUGAAUCAGAUCCUUCUCUUGGCAAUAUCAAUGUUUAUGACCUGUGGAGGCCUGCUGGCUUUACCAUGGUGUAAGAAGGCCGUACUUGUAACUGGAAUUAUGUGUCUUGUGGGCACAUCAAUGGGAUUCCUAGACACAGGAGGAAACGUAGUUAUUCUGAACACCUGGGGAGACGAGGCUGGACCACAUGUACAAGCUCUGCACUUUAGUUUUGCUUUGGGCGCUGUUCUAGCUCCAAUCUUGGCAAAAAUAAUCCCAGAAAUUCUGCCUCAAACAUCUGAUGAAUCGCUAGAUCUCUCUCUUGGAAUAAAAAAGUCUAUGCUGUCCUAUAUUGUUAUUGCAACGUAUAUUUUGCUAGUCUCGUUAUUUUUAUUUAUCUUGUAUUGUAAAAGUCCAGCACCUCAAUCGGAUACCAAGAAUUCAGACGAUAAAGUACAGACUGCCAAAUAUCACAAUGCACUUAUAUUUCUGCUUUUCCUGUUCUUCUUCUUCUAUGUUGGGGCAGAAGUUGCUUAUGGCUCAUACAUCUUUACCUAUGCCACCACUGUUGUAGGGAUGGAUGAAAAUGAGGCAGCUGGGCUGAACUCUAUAUUUUGGGGAUUAUUUGCUGCACUUCGAGGUAUGGCCAUCUGUUUUGCAACAUGUUUGUAUCCUGGCACCAUGCUGCUUCUUAGCGUGAUUGGCUGCACUGUGUCAUCUUUAUAUUUACUACUUUUUUCUAAAAACCGCAUUGUGCUUUGGGUAGGAAGUGCACUCUAUGGAGCUUCAAUGGCUACUACGUUUCCCAGUGGAUUUUCCUGGGCACAGCAAUACACAACCUUAGGAGGGAAGUCUGUUUCCUUAUUUGUGAUUGGGGCAGCGCUUGGAGAAAUGGCUAUUCCUGCAUCUGUGGGUUACCUUCAGGGGAUGUUUCAUCCACUCCCAGUACUUAUGUACUCUAUCCUGGCAUCAUCUGCAUUCACUGCAGUCUUGUUCCCAGUUAUGUACAAAUUGGCCACCUGUCCGAGAGACAAGACACGGUGGGAUGGAGUUGAAAGUGAAGACCGAAGAGCUUUACUUUCAGGUUCUGGAAUAGAAGAGGAGGAGGAAGAGGACGAUGCUCGGAAUUGGAAUGAAGUCGAUUUUGAAGCUAUUGAAAUGAAUGAUCACAGUAAGCAGUGUAACAGCUUGAUACUGGAGGACACAUUAGAGAUGACUUCCACUUCAGGCAUCAACAGUCAACCACUCUCAAAAAAUGGGACAGCGGGUGAUCAGAUGGCGGCCCAAUCGCCUUCAAAAAAACUUCUCAAUUUGGACAGAGAAAAAAAUGAUUAGAAAUGUCAUGCCAUGUUUCUUUGAUUAAGUGUGCAGGCUUGUCUGGUAGUAAAGAGUGUUGCUAAAAUUGCCUAAAAUGAUAGGUAUAAGAGGUGUUAUUUCUUAUGAUAUAAACUCUGAUGCUUCUAAGUAGUCUUAGGAAGCCUGGAAACCUAUUUGAAACCUGGUCAACUUUAUAACUACAUAAACACAAGUGUACUAAAGGAAGGUGUCUGCAUAUUCUGGUAUGGUGGAGGUUCACUGUGACUUGUAAUUAUCAGCCCAUACAAGCAACAAUUCCCUGAUUCUGAUUUGCUGACCAGUGGACUCUGAUCAGAGAUAUCUUGGGGGAUCAACAAAAUACAAGUUAAAAAUCCUGGAGUUGCUGAUUCCGAUGACAAUUAGGCUGGGAUCUGCAAAUUUGAGGUUGUCUAACAUGUUGGAUUUUGCUGACACCCCUCUUGACCCAGGCAUCGCCAGAACAGGGUAUUGCGCCAAUUAGUUCAUGAAAUGUUUGAAACCUUUCAAACAUUGUUGGCAAUGUGGCAUGGUAGUGAUAGAGGCAGAUGUCAGUCAACUUCUUAGGGAGCAAAUACAAGCAAGAAUUAAAGUAAAGCAAUAGGUCUCAAUUGCUUUUCCUCACCAAUUUUCAGAUGGUUUUGUGGUCCUUGUAGGACCAUUUGGAAACAUUAACUUGUAGCGAAGGCAAGGCUACAAUCCAGGCUUCUUGGGUUAAUAAUGGGCCAUAUUUGUGGAUACUAUUUAAUACAGCAGGUUUCUGCCAGUGUCCUUUCACUGAAAAUGUUGUACACAACAUAAAUAGCAAGCUGGAAUUAAUGAUAUGUGGCAGCAAUGGCCAAAGGUAGGCCUAAUGGUGACAUUUUAUGGACUGUGAAUAAUUAAGUUGGGUAGAACAGUCACUUAUAUCUGGUUUAUCCUGAAAAUGUCUACUGUAAAUAUAAACAAAUUCUGGAAUAACGUUUUAUAUAUGGAAAAUAUUGAAGGCUGUACAUUUAAAAAAUCAAAUAAUUAUUUUUAAGCAUAAAUAUUAAGGACUACUGGUCAGUUUGAGGUGAUUUGUCAUUUUUGUAUAGUUUCAAUAAAUAUAAACCCCAAUAAGUUUUUCCAUGUUUCCACCUCGCUCCAAUUGUUUCUUCAUCUGUUUUUAAUAAAAAAAAGAAAAGUUUACAAGGUUGGGUGCUUUGGAUUUUCUGAUUCAAAGUUCAACAUGUAUAAUUUAUUCUAGGUCAGGUUUCGGAAAAUUAAGGUUUUGGCCUUACAGGGACAGAAUGUGUUUGAUAAUUGCAGUUAAACUGGAUGGUCCACAGGGCGUUGCCACUUUGUAACUAACUAUAGCUUCUCAUUGGCAGUUUGAUUUCUUGAUCUCCCAGAUUACUCCUAAAUUCCAUGUCUACCUGUAGACUGAGUUGUGAUUCUGUAGUGUUGGGACAGUCAAGAAGCCCCUAAACUAGUUGAGGCAGCUCUGGACGGGAUGUGACUGAUGUGUGACCUGUACUUUCAGGAGAGCUUUGUGUUUUACUUUUGUUUUCUUGUGUUACAAAAUAUAAAUUAAAGAUCAUAAACUGAAA
This is a messenger RNA of Pseudophryne corroboree (corroboree frog), 3576 nucleotides long. RefSeq names its product major facilitator superfamily domain containing 4B (gene SLC60A2). Bases 275 to 2008 code for a protein of 577 amino acids. The record is from RefSeq and is a predicted model, not a curated record. NCBI's taxonomy places the organism in Eukaryota, Metazoa, Chordata, Amphibia, Anura, Myobatrachidae. The transcript is spliced from 4 exons. Gene Ontology annotation, biological process: transmembrane transport.